Messenger RNA from Monopterus albus (swamp eel), 4641 nucleotides. RefSeq names its product interleukin 6 cytokine family signal transduce (gene il6st). Gene Ontology annotation, cellular component: membrane. Gene Ontology annotation, molecular function: cytokine receptor activity; protein binding. NCBI's taxonomy places the organism in Eukaryota, Metazoa, Chordata, Actinopteri, Synbranchiformes, Synbranchidae. The transcript has 16 exons. The record is from RefSeq and is a predicted model, not a curated record. Bases 280 to 2955 code for a protein of 891 amino acids.
GUCGGCAGGGCCCAAGUUCAUCAGGUAGGACGUCGCUCUAUCCAUGUGGUGUGAGAUCGACAAAGAAUGGCGCAGCGUUCGCGAAGUGUUGCGAAACAAGUUUCACAAUGACGGGAAGUGGGUGGUCCUAUACCAGAAUCAUUGGACCGAGGCACCAGUGAUAACUACAUUUUUUAUUAAACUCGUUUUUACGAUUUCUAGGUUUAGGCACAAAGAACGAUGUUGUUGAUCUAGAGAAGAUUAUACUGAGACCAUAAUACCAAUUAGCUAGUCAUCAUCAUGGUGCCUGCGAGGUUCCUGGUGUUAGCUUGCCUUGUCUCCACUCUGCCUGCUAUUGCUGGAAGUGACAGCCAUUUGGUGAUAGCCCCACAGUCCCCAGUACUUGAGAUUGGGACUAACUUUACGGCUACAUGCCUGAUUCUCAACACAGAUAAAAUUACUGCAGAUGACCUCUACUGGAAUAUAUCAGAGACUACUGUACCCAAAGAACAGUACACCAAGCUCAACAGUUCAGCUCUUAAUGUCACUCUCCUUGUCACCGAUAAAAUUUCUGGAUGGUUAUUUUGCGUCUGCAAGAAACAAAUACCAGAUGUUGACCUGAACAGAGGCAAAUUUAUUCAUGGGAUUCUCCUAGAAACAGGCUAUCGUCCAGAGAAGCCUGAGAAUCUGUCCUGUAUAGCAGUUCAGGAGGGGAAAGAGAUCUCCAGAGUCAUCAGCUGUGAGUGGGAAUCAGUCGGACGUCAAACCUUACAUGUCCCAACAACAUACACACUGAGAGUUGUCUCGACCGAUGCGCACUAUAAUGUGUCAACUCGUGAAAACCAUGCUGAGUUGCGUAUGACUGUUUUUCCCAAUCAUGUGUCAAUGGAGAUCUGGGUGGAGGCACACAACAAACUGGGAGCAGUAGAGUCUGAGCAUCUGAAAGAAAAUGCCAACUAUUUUGUGAAAACAAACCCUCCAUCAGGCAUCAAUGUCAUUUCAGAGAAGGCUUUUCCCACAUGCCUUCUGAUAAACUGGACUCAUCCUAUUGCAGAGGUUUAUGUGAGAUUAUUAUAUCAAAUCAGGUUCUGCUCAAGUGGAUCACAUAAUUGGACUUAUGUACCUCUUGGGGUCACUGGUAAGGGCAUAGAGUCUUUCAGACUCCAGGAACUUCAACCAGACACAGUUUAUGUCAUUCAGGUCCGCUGCAAAUAUGACAAAGAGGGCCAUGGUUACUGGAGCGACUGGAGUGCCAACGCUACAAAGAGAACACCAGAGGACCGACCAGAAGGUAAACCGGACUUAUGGAAAAUCAUUACUGAGGGUGACAACAGCAGCGAUCGACGAGUGCAGUUGAUUUGUAAGGAUCCUGAGUUUGCCAAUGGCAGGAUAAUAAACUUCAACAUAAAGAUUCAAGAGAAUAAAGUCAAGAAUGGAAGCUGGGUAUGGGAGAGAAUUCUAGUCAACAGGUCAGAGGCAGACAGCAGCUCUGAACAGAGGAAGAUCACUCCCCUUAAAGAGAUUCACCUGGCUGACAAGGACUCUGUUAAAGUGUACCUCACCGCCAGCAAUUCUGUGGGGACGUCUGUGGAGGCAUCGUUGUUCAUCCCUGACAAAGCAUGCGCUUGCACCCCUAUUGAAAAGCUCAAAGUGUGGUCUGAUGGGGAUCAGCUGAAGCUGGAGUGGAAACCCCCCAACAGUAAUAGUAAUAGUGUGUCGGAGUAUGUGGUGGAGUGGGUCACUGAGGAUCGGAUGGACUGGCAGAGGGAAAGCAGAAACACCAGACGCACUGCUAUUAAAGGCAACCUUGAGAAGUUUGUUUGCUACAACAUAUCUGUGUAUCCAAUAUACUCUGGAUGGAUUGGGAAGCCUACAAGUGUAGAAGCCUUCCUGGAGCAAGGAGCUCCGUUGGAAGGCCCUACUGUUAGACUGAAUGGUAGACUUGGACGUAACAGAGCUGAGCUCGUGUGGACGGAGAUUCCCCAGCGCAGUCGGCAAGGCUUUAUCACAAACUACACCAUAUUUUAUACAAACGGGACUGAAGUACAUAGUGUAACAGUGCCAGGUAACACCACCUCGUACACUCUGACGUCAUUGUCACGUGGCACAAAGUAUGACACUUGGAUCAGGGCUUCAACCAUUGGAGGUUCAAAGAAAGGCUUUAAUCACUCAUUCACCACUCCGAAAUAUGAUAAAGGGGAAAUCGAGGCCAUUGUGGUGGGAGUGAGCCUGGGCUUCCUGUUUGUUGUUGUUAUGACCAUGGUGCUCUGUGCCUACAAGAAAGAUGCGCUCAAGAAGAACUUUUGGCCGCAGAUUCCAAACCCUAGAGAAAGCACCAUUGGAAACUGGUCUCCUGAUUAUCCUUUGAAAGCAGACACACCGAAGGAGAAUUGUCUGUCUGGCAUCAGUGUACUUGAUGUGGAUGUAUGUGAUGGAAAGUGUGUGUUUGAAGAAGACAAGGCCAGUCUUGCUCUGAAGAAGGACAAGUAUCUGUCUGAGGAACACAGCAGCGGCAUCGGUGGCUCCUCCUGCAUGUCCUCACCUCGCCAGAGUGUGUCCGACAGCGAUGAGGGUGGCGACAUGGCUGACACCACAGCCAGCACCGUUCAGUACUCAUCGGUGGUGGCCUCUAAUGGUUACAAGGGUCAGAACCCAAGCUCCCAACCCCAGCAGACCAUUUUUUCACGGUCGGAGUCCACGCAGCCCCUGUUGGACUCUGAGGAGAACCCAGACAUGUUGGUGCAGGAGGGCAGCAGACAGUCUCAGCGUUUCUCCCGACAGCCCUGCUUCACACACACUGCAGGGGAUGAAGAGCUGGAGAUGGAACAGCAAAGGGCACUGGAGCCUCUAGACUUCUGUUCCCUGGAAGAGAACUCUGAGCAGAUGACACCUACAGACGAGCAGUCAGCUGACUGGCUGCCAUCAACACCAAUCUCUAGCUACAUGCCUCAGCUGGGUGGCUACAGGCCACAGUAAGAACACAGACCUGACUUGUGCCAUUUGUGUGGAUGCAUUUGUGCCCUCUGUUAAUGUCAAAUGUGCAUUUCAAGCCUCUGAGACAGAGAAGACUGUACCAGUAUGUCUUUUGCAAGUAUAACUAGUCCAGGAUACUUUGGGAAAGUACUCUGUAAAGCUGUAAAUAUGAGCUUGUAACAGUAUUUUGCUUGCUUUGCACUAACAUGAAACAAUAACUAGUCAAAUCUUUAUAGCAAGUCCGUACCCAAAUCAUACUUGACACAUGGACACUUUGAACUACACAGACGGCUUGUCGCAGUUUGAUCAGUCUCUUGCUGUAGUGCCCUCUUGUGGAGGGGUUUAACCUCUGCAGGGCUGUUACCUGACCCUUGUCAUUCAACGCACAUAGUUUUCAGCUUAAAUAAAUACACUGCAAUGAGUAUAAUCAAGUAACACCCUUUAAGUAAAGUCACACUGACAGGUUCCGCUAUUGAGAUGCCAAUGCAUGUUCAAUAAAGAAUAUCUUUAUAACUGGCUUUUAAAAUCGAAAAGAUAGAAAUGGAAAAAAUAUAUACUUCAGAAAUGUAAGGUCUUAAAUGUUCAUUUCAUUCAUAGAAGCAGAAGUGAUUCUGUGAAUACACAGAAUUCUGCUAUAACGGGAGAUGCUCCCUCACCCCAGCCUGUGUCAGCAUUAACAGUUUAAACACAAUACUGAAUUUACUGCCAUCAUAAACAGCUGUGGUUCUGUGCACUUCACUAGAAGAACCCUGAGAUCACAGACACCAAUAAACUUAAUAUGUCACUUUCAACCAGUAUUAGCUCGGUGCUUUACAGUACAUAUGCCCAGCUUGGGAAAAAUCAAUACAUUUCAGAGUUUUGCCCAAGUACAGCUCUGAGUAAUUAUUGAGAAGUGACCUGACAAUGUGAUGAAACACUCACUGUGAUCAUUCUGGUCUGAUUCAGGUCUGAUCUCAGCAGACUUGCUUAAAGAGGAGCUGAUACUUUUAUAACUAUAUCUACAGUGUCAAAAGCUGUGAUGAAUCUGCAGCUCCCCUUGACUUUACAGAGCUUUGGGGUGCGUUUCAGCUCAUUGUUUAAUGUUUGGACCACAACUUUGCUGUUUUGGUUCACUCUCAGCAUAUUUGGCUGCGCAAAAGCUCUGCAAAGCCACUAUAAACCUCAACACUCAGCAUCAAAGAGCAAACAGACAGAAACUAGCAGGUGAACUCAGUGGAGCAUUCAGUAGAGCCAGAUACUUCCCUCAGGAGUUGGUUGAGACCAAUAACAAAGAUAAAAUAGGGUGAUUAUUGCCCAUAUAUUCAUCAGGUGGAUCUUUCCAGAUGAAUGAUCGUGUUGCUCAUCUGCAUAUGGAAAUGAUCAAGGGUUGGCUAACAAGUUCAACAUAACUUAUCAAGAUGCUAUGUCAGCGCUGUGUUCACAGCUUGUUUCUGGUGCCCCCAAGUGGCCAGGGGAGUCAAUUACAGCAGGUUUGGUCCCGAGUUGUUUUGAGCACUGCAGAUUUUCUGGACAGAAACGUUUAAACGACAGUACACCUCAAGGAACAAAAUAAGAUUGUCUGCAUUUUCAAAUGUAAAUCUAAGUGAUAAAGUCACAUGCCAAGUGAAAGACAAGGACAACUGAUGACUAAAAGUUGUGUUAACUUUUUUCAAAUCACUGUUUUCUGUGUGGACUGUUGAAGAGGCUGUU